AUGGAGGUGCUUCAUUGUGAAGCAGCUCUUGAACUUGAGGAGCAUCUCUCACUAUUCUGCUUCGCUUGGACACCACGACGGGACUAUGACGAGCAACUCUUGGGUGAGACUCGAAAGCAGUACCGCAAGUGUGACGGGCACAUCUUCUACACAGAUCAUGCUGCCCCAGGGCCACAAAAGGAGGCAGACUUCAUGCGGGUCAUUGUUCCAAAACAGAGUGUGACACGCAAAGAUGACGGCUGGCUUUACCACAGGAACAUGGUUGGGCUGAUGCCAUCCUGGAAUCAUCUCCUGCAUUCGGACUUUGUGCACCAGCAUGACUGGUUCAUCAACAGCGAGCUGGAUCACUUCCUCAGCCCCGCCAGAGCAAAGGAAACUAUCCUUGCUUACCUCAAGGGUUUGCGAGAAGGAACACCUGAAGAGCAGGCCAGUGUAGAUGGCCCCAUCAUGCUGAUGUGGGGCAACGCCUUUGUCUUCAAUAGAAAGAUGCUUCUGGCUGUGAAAAGCCAAUGGAAUGUGCUGGGUCGAAUUGCUUUGCCAAGUGGGCCAGGCGAGCAAGCUGUGGCAGCAGGCUGCCCCAUGUUCAUGGAGAAUGAGGCAGAGUGGCCUCAAAGCUGUUCCCAAGAUGUGGUCUAUCCAGUCUUAGCAAAGGUGAUCCUGCCAAAGUUCUUUAACGUAACUGUGGGUGCUCCCGGCAGCGCUGGAUGUGGGGCUGGAUCAAAGAAUGGCAACCAGCAGGACUUCCCACUGGGUUGCUGGGAGCUACAUUUAAAUCCCAUUGAUGGAGAAAAGGAGGAUGGUGCCCUCCAGGCCAUUAAGGAGCUCGCACAGAUGAGCCAUUUCCAGGACGCGAGGCAAGCCAGGGAGUACUGUCAAAGGCACAAAUUGGUGGCUGUCCGCGACAACUGCGAUCGUUUCUGGCAGGGCAGGAAGGUGCCGUUGAUUCAUCACCUGCAUACUGUGUCAGAACAAAAGCUGGCGCGCCAAUUGCUGGACCACGACUCUAGCCCAUAG
Molecule: messenger RNA, 1014 nt
Organism: Durusdinium trenchii
Lineage: Eukaryota; Dinophyceae; Suessiales; Symbiodiniaceae
Source: the annotation of a GenBank genome assembly